Molecule: messenger RNA, 390 nt
Organism: Naegleria gruberi
Lineage: Eukaryota; Heterolobosea; Eutetramitea; Acrasida; Naegleriidae
Exons: 1
Coding region: 1-390 (129 amino acids)
Source: RefSeq, a predicted model, not a curated record
AUGAAUAAGAACAAUCCACCUUCUGCUCUCUCAUCAUAUGAUUACGCAUCCGAUUCAAACCCAGAUGUUCUUCAAAGAAUUGAUGCUGGUACAGGUAGAUUCAAGUACGCAACAUAUUAUCUUAUCAAAAGACCAAUGGCUGCUUUUGGCUUCUUUUCAUGUGCUGCAUCAUUCUUUUCAAUGGUUGCUAGUUUAGUGAGUGGUCAAAAUGCUAGAACUGUAAAGUUUUGGAAUACUAGUUUUGUACUUUCAGCUGCUGUUGGAUUAUUAUCUAUUCAAUAUUAUUCUAAUAAUCCUCCAAAAUUUACAAAUUAUGGUGAAGAAGCCAUUAGAAAAGGAAUUGCCAAGUAUUCUAAUGCUCAAAAGAACAAGCCAAAAUGGGAAAAUUAA